Messenger RNA from Periconia digitata, 1599 nucleotides. Lineage: Eukaryota; Fungi; Ascomycota; Dothideomycetes; Pleosporales; Periconiaceae. The record is from the annotation of a GenBank genome assembly.
UUUGCAAUAACUCCCAGAAAUCAGACAUCGAGCAUAAUGGAAAAGCCAAGGAAAAGAGCAAAGCAUACGCGUUCAAAGCUAGGAUGCCGUGUCUGUCGUAUACGUCGAGUAAGAUGCGACUCCACACGGCCAUCUUGCGUCAAAUGCACAAGCACCGGCAGAACAUGUGAAUGGUACCCUACUCCAGACCGGACUGACUCAUCCGUGAUACGCAUUGCCCGGCCUAAUUUCAGCUCAUUCGCUCCGUUCAACUCUAUGGAGGAUAGAUUCCUCAAAUUCUAUCGCAACAAUACUGUAUUUCAUAUGACCGGUCAAUGUAGAGUUGACUUUUGGGCUACUACACUUCUGCAAAUCAGUGAAUAUGAACCUUGUAUUCGCUAUGGCCUUGUGGCGUUGGGAGCUCUUCAUGAGUCAUUCGAUGAUGAACAGUUCAGUAACUCGCGCUUGUUUCCUCACGACACUGAAAUCGGCCAUUACGCGUGGAUUUACUACAUCAAGGCUAUUGAGAGUCUGAAAAUGUACAUUGACCUCGAGAACUGGAAAGGCGUGGACGUUGCCCUCUGCUGCUGCGUCCUAUGUGCCGUGUUCGAAUGGCUGCGAGGCUGUUACACCACAGCCGAGACCCAUCUUCGUAGUGGUUUGUCCAUCCUUAAUCGAUGGGCGGCGGAUGACAUUCAGAACGGCGGUACAGACGAACCGAAAUCCUCUACAAGAGCAAAUCUAGUCCGGCAUCAUCUUACGCCAGUACUUCAUCGACUCGUCACACAGACACGAACUUUCAUAGCAACACCGCUACCAUGCACAGCAUUGUUGGUCAGCGAGCAAGAUUACAUUCCGUCCCCUCAUCUCAAAGCCGCGAGAAAUGAGCUUUAUGGCAUCCUAGGUCAACUAAAUACGGACUCGCAUUCUUCCAAAUCUACUGAAAAACACUUCAAGAACACGAACGAUCAGAAACACCUCCAGAUAUUGAGCAGACUAUCGGAGUGGUACGGCUGUUAUCAUUUACUGCUAAGUGAUAAAAACCCACAUAGCAUGUCACUUGUCAUCUCUCAUACACUCAUUACCAUCAUGGUACGCACCAGCCUCUCGACUGACCAAAUGCAAUUCGACGAGUUCAACGACGACUUUCGUCUCAUAGUCGAUCUAGCCAGUGCACGUUCAUCCUCCAGCGCCAGCGACGGCGAGAUGCCUGUCUCGAUAGAAGUAGUGCCGGUUCUUUACUACGUCGCGCUGAAGUGCCGGGAUCCAUGCAUCCGGCGCAGGGCAGUUACGCUCAUUCAGGGCUGCAACAAAAGAGCAUUACCUUGGGACUCGGAUGCGUUUGCAAGGAUUGCGGGCGAGGUGGUGAGUGUCGAGGAAGAAGGCAUUGAUCACGUGGAAAGUUCCAGUUGUGUUCCGGCAGCGGCGAGGGUAGACAGGCUAUACUACUGGACCGAUGUGUAUCGGAGAGACAGCUCGAUCCGAUUUAGGAGGCAGGGAAAUAGAGAAUGGAGUGGAAUGAGGUUUGUGACGUGGUAAAAAUGUUAGGCUCGCCUGUCGGAAAAUGGGGCAUUGAAGUGGAACAGAACUCGGGUUAUCCUCCUGGACACCUUUCCCCAC